Coccidioides immitis RS is the source of this 1239-nucleotide messenger RNA. RefSeq lists its product as uncharacterized. Lineage: Eukaryota; Fungi; Ascomycota; Eurotiomycetes; Onygenales; Onygenaceae. The transcript is spliced from 5 exons. The record is from RefSeq and is a predicted model, not a curated record. The coding region runs from base 1 to 1239 and encodes 412 amino acids.
AUGCACCGAGCUUGGUUCACGGAAGAGGAGGUGAGGGUCGCCACGGAGCGACGUCUAAAAUACCAGGGCACGGCCAAGGUCCGGCUUGACCAGAUCCAGUUUGACCCUCCUCUCCCGCGAGACCUCAAUUCCAGUAAUUUGGAGCGACUUCGACAGGUUUUCCAAAAAAAAAACACUGUCGCUGUCUUGAUGCUGACAAUCAUGUGCCAGCAAUCAUAUCGCACCAAAACCUCAAAGAAGCACUCGAUUGUGCCAAGGUUCAGCCCCAUGACUUUGAAGACUAAUCUUCCAGAGAAGUACCCCAUGCUCCAUUUUCACAAUAGCAAGCUUCAUGGCCUUCAUGGCCGCCACCGGGUCCAAGUUGUGUCCGAACUCCUCCCCCCUGUCGACCGGUGGUGGAUGGUGGAUCUCUACUUGGAUGGUAUCCUUCCAUGGAUGUCGGUGAGGAAUUCAGGAUCUCCCUUCUUGAGGAGUAUGCAAACCAGAGAAAACCCACCAAUGGAGAAAUAUACCAGAAGAUCUGUCAAUAUGAAGAAGAACAGAAUGAACCAUUUCAGCAGCAAUGGCUUGCGUGCUUGCUGUGCUGGCUUCAAUGCACUGUUGGCCAUCCCGGGCCUCUGGGGCCGCAGGAUGCGGAUCAGCAUGAUCCAUUGCCUGGUCACUAUUGAUUGUGUUGAGGAAAUCCUCAACUACCUUGAGAGUGUGAAGGAGUUCUGGUCAUCCCUUGUUAACCAUCAUCUGAUUGCAAUGAAAAGAAUUGAUCAAGACAUGGUGGAGAAGCUUCAAUUGAUGGCCCCCUGUGCAUCUUACAUUGAUGUGCAAGCUGUGUAUGGAUUUAUUCUGAGCACCCCCCCUGACAAGUCCAUCUGGAAAAGCAUAACAGAUAUGUUUGUGACAUCUUCUGAGAUAGAGAAAGAUUGUCUUGUUCAGACAUCAGAGUCUACCUUCCAACAAACUCACAUGGCGGGCAUGGAGUGUCUUGAUAUUGUGUACCAGCAGGUUUGGCUCUAUGCCAUGCAACAUUAUCCCUCAAUGCCAGCAGACCUGAAGAAUGACAAUGACCUGCUGGCCAAACCAAAUCAUGCCAAAGCCAAUGAAUGUGUGGUCUAUAAGAUGGCUGCACUGGUGCACUGUCUCAGGUUCUGCUCCACCAAGAUCACAGAAUUAAUGAACCAGUCUCCUGACAGACAGAUUGCACAGGCCACUCUUCUCAAGGCCCAAAAACCCAGCUGCUUUUAA